GGAACAAAUUUGUAGCCAGAAAUUUCAGAAAUUCACCACCAACCACUACGUAGUAGUACUUCACAACCUUAAUAAAUAAGAACAGUUUUUCACAACAUUUUUAAUGUUCUGUCCCCUUCCCCAUCACCAUCCUCAUUUAUACACCACCUAGGUUUCCUCUCUUUUUCUCCUUUCUCUAUAUAAUCAUUUUCAAUUCUUUCUUCAUUGCUUCAAAACUAGCUCUUCCACACUCCAACAUAUGAAAAUCAUAGCCUACCCCAAAUAAUACACAUUCUAUAAAGUCUCAUUUUAUUUAUUUAUUUUCUUAAAUGUUUUAUGUGUUUUCAGGAUCUGAGAUAACCCAUUUUCUAUAGAAUCUUCUUCUCUUAUGGAUCUUGUAAGUAGAAAAUUAUUGAUCCAUUUUUCACAACAUGGGUUGGAAUCACAAUCACAAUCACAUUCACAAUCACAAGCUAUUUCUCCAAUAACAAGUUCUUCGAGUUCAAUCUUUCAUCCUCAUAUGCAUCAUUCUAGCACAAGCUUUCCAAUCAUAGCAAUUGCUAUAAUCGGAAUAUUAGCAACAGCUUUCUUGCUUGUUUCCUACUACAUCUUUGUCAUCAAAUGUUGUCUCAAUUGGCACCGUAUCGACCUUCUCCGACGAUUCUCACCGUCUCGAAGACGGCAAGAUCCGACAACAGGUUAUUCACCGGGGACAGAGCCUCGCGGCCUCGAAGAGGCCGUGAUUAGGCUAAUCCCGGUGAUUCAUUUCAAAUCAGAAGAUGAAAAUACAGACUCUGCCGAAUGUGCUGUUUGUUUGAAUGAUUUUCAACAAGAUGAGAAACUUCGGAUUAUACCGAAUUGCAACCAUGUUUUCCACAUUGAUUGCAUUGAUGUUUGGUUACAAAACAAUGCUAAUUGUCCACUUUGUAGAACAAGCAUUUCUUUGACAAAAGGAUACCAUUUUGAUCAAAUGCUUCAACAUAGCCCCUUUUCAGUUUCAACUCAAGAUCAAAAUCAGCAUAAUGAUGAAGAUUUUGUUGUGAUUGAAUUGAGUAACAAUGAUGCAAUGGAGUUAUCAUUACCAUUACCAUUACCAUUACCAUUGCCAAGAGCAAGUUCUAUUAGUCUUUCGCCGAGAAAGAGUCGAAAAAAGUUGCAUAAAGUGACAAGUAUGGGAGAUGAAUGUAUUGAUAUUAGAGCAACAAAAGAUGAACAGUUUUCAGUUCAACCAAUUAGAAGAUCAUUUUCAAUGGAUUCAUCAGGGGAUAGACAGUUUUAUCUAGCGGUUCAAGAAGCUCUGCAUCAACAAAAGAGGCAAAUCAAUGAAGUUAACAACUCCAUUGAAGGAUGCAGUGGCGGUGGCGGUGGCGGUGGUGGUGGAAGCGGUAGGGUGAAGAAAUCAUUUUUUUUAUUUGGAUAUGGAAGUAGAUCUAGAAGUUCUGUUCAACCUGUUUAUUUAGAUUCUUGAAAUUUUUAAUUUUUUGUGUUCAGUUAAUGUUUGCAACUUGCAAGUUUCUUAGGUUUUUUUUCUUUUUCUUUUGGGUUGAGAUGGAGAUAAUAGAGGUUUGAAUAGGUCAUAAUAGGAUUAGGGAUUGUAAUUUGUAUGACACAAAAUUAUUCAAUUGGAAUUAAUUUUAAUUUGAAACAA
Lathyrus oleraceus (garden pea) is the source of this 1627-nucleotide messenger RNA. RefSeq names its product RING-H2 finger protein ATL16. Bases 368 to 1447 code for a protein of 359 amino acids. Gene Ontology annotation, molecular function: transferase activity. Gene Ontology annotation, biological process: protein ubiquitination. The record is from RefSeq and is a predicted model, not a curated record. NCBI's taxonomy places the organism in Eukaryota, Viridiplantae, Streptophyta, Magnoliopsida, Fabales, Fabaceae. The transcript has a single exon.